This is a messenger RNA of Anisakis simplex (herring worm), 150 nucleotides long. The record is from the annotation of a GenBank genome assembly. NCBI's taxonomy places the organism in Eukaryota, Metazoa, Nematoda, Chromadorea, Rhabditida, Anisakidae.
GAUUCAUCGGCAGACGUUCGAGUGCACAUUCGUGAGGUAGGAACAGGAAGGAUGCUACAACCGGACGAGGCACCAAAGGCUGAGGAGGUAGAUGCGUGGCUUGAGACACACCCCGGCUACGAGGUGAAUUUGGGACGUUGGCAGUUUUGA